UCCACGAAUUGAACUGAAGCCAUUUUCAGAGACAAACUCCAAAAUUCACCAGAGAUCACUGAAGAAGAAGAAACCUUGUCUUCGCUCCGCCGGAGAAUACGCAUUCCGAUGGAAACAAUGUCGAGCUACAUAAUCACUGGUCUUUACAGCCGCUCACCUUUCACAUUUCCACGCCUUAAACCACGACGUCUCAACCAUUCCGGCGGGAGUAGCGUCUCCGUAAACUGCGUUGCUAGCAAAUGGGCUGAGCGACUACUUGGAGAUUUUCAAUUCCUCUCUGGUUCCUCCUCCACCGUCACUCUCUCUCCUUCUUUCCCUCCUUAUAUUGCCUCCCCCGAGCGCCAUGUUACAAUCCCCAUCGAUUUCUAUCGAGUUCUUGGAGCUGAGACGCAUAUUAUUGGGGAUGGGAUUUGUAGAGCUUACGAAGCUAGAGUUUCGAAGCCGCCGCAGUAUGGGUUUAGCCAGGACACUCUGAUAAGUCGCCGGCAGAUUCUUCAGGCAGCUUGCGAAACCUUGGCGGAUCAUACUUUGCGAAGAGAGUACAAUAAAGGCCUUUCGGAAGAUGAAGAUGGUACCGUUCUCACGCAAGUUCCUUUCGAUAAGGUUCCUGGUGCUUUGUGUCUGUUGCAAGAAGCUGGAGAGACAGCAUUGGUUCUUGAAAUUGGAGAGAGCUUGCUCAGAGAGAGGCUGCCAAAGUCGUUCAAGCAAGAUAUUGUCCUGGCCAUGGCUCUUGCUUAUGUUGACAUAUCAAGGGAUGCUAUGGCAUUAUCUCCUCCUGAUUUUAUUCAGGGCUGCGAAGUGCUCGAGAGGGCCUUGAAGUUGUUGCAGGAGGAAAGUGCUAGUAGCCUUGCACCUGAUUUGCUUUCACAAAUUGAUGAGACAUUGGAAGAGAUCACACCUCGAUGUGUUCUGGAACUGUUGGCUUUGCCUCUCGAUAAUGAGUGGCGAAAAAGAAGGGAAGAGGGUCUUCAUGGCGUGCGCAAUAUUUUGUGGGCUGUUGGAGAUGGGGGAGCAACAGCUAUUGCUGGUGGAUUCACCCGUGAAGACUUUAUGAAUGAGGCAUUUGAACGAAUGACAGCAUCUGAGCAGGUUGAUCUCUUUGUAGCUACACCAACAAAUAUUCCUGCAGAACGUUUUGAAGUGUAUGGAGUGGCACUUGCACUCGUGGCACAAGCCUUUGUUGGCAAAAAACCGCACCUUAUCCAAGAUGCUGACGACCUCUUCCAACAACUUCAGCAAACUAAGGAAGCUGUUGUUGGGACUGCUGUCACAGGAUCUGCACCUCGCAAGGUUCAUUUUGCCCUUGAAAGGGGACUUUGUUCCUUACUUUGUGGAGAACUUGAUGAGUGUCGAUCAUGGCUGGGGCUAGAUAGUGAGACUUCAUCUUACAGAAAUGCAGCUAUUGUAGAUCAUAUUCUAAAUAAUUCUGAAAACGAUCUUCCGGGGCUAUGUAAGUUGUUGGAGAUGUGGUUAGCGGAAGUGGUGUUCUCCAGAUUUAGAGACACGAAAGACAUUUAUUUUAAGCUUGGAGAUUACUAUGAUGAUCCCACUGUUUUGAGGUACUUAGAGAAACUGGAAGGAGUUAAUGGUUCACCACUAGCUGCAGCAGCAGCUAUAGUGAAGAUUGGUGCUGAGGCUACUGCAGUUCUUGAUCAUGUGAAAUCCACUGCUAUUCAAGCACUGCAGAAGGUGUUUCCCCUCGGUCAGAACAGUUCUAGGCGUGAGGCAGAUGCGGAAACGGAAUAUAUUUUUCCUGUUGUAAAUAGUCAGAUGCCUUUAGUGAGCUUUGAUGAGAAUGAGAAUGAACGUACCAACUUAUCUGAGGUUUCUGAGAGAGCUAAAGCUGGCGAAAUAAAUGAUGAAAAACCAAUUACUGAUCAAAUUAAAGAUGCAAGUGUGAAGAUCAUGUGUGCUGGUUUGGCAGUUGGGUUGGUGACUUUGGCUUGUUUGAGGUUCUUACCUGCUAGAAAUAGCAACACUUCUCUAAUUAAAGAAGCUGGUUCUUCUAGCGCAUCAACUACCAGUGUAGCAUCUGAAGUUGAAAAGUCCAGCGAGGAGUUGUCUAGAAUGGAUGCACGGACUGCAGAAGGUCUAGUUCGCAAAUGGCAGAGCAUUAAGUCUCUGGCUUUUGGACCUGAUCAUUGCCUAGAAAAACUACAAGAGAUAUUAGAUGGUGAGAUGUUGAAGAUCUGGACGGAUCGCGCAAUCGAAAUUUCAGAAAUCGGUUGGUUCUAUGACUACACACUCUCAAAUCUAACCAUUGACAGUGUAACAGUAUCUUUAGAUGGCGGACGUGCCAUGGUGGAAGCAACUCUUGAAGAAUCAGCUCAUCUCAUUGAUGUAGGCCAUCCAGAACACAAUGACUCACACAGAAAAACCUAUACAACAAGAUAUGAGAUGUCAUAUUCCAGUUCUGGAUGGAAAAUUACCAAAGGUGCCGUUCUUGAAUCAUAAUUGGAUGGUUAUAAUAUAUCAUUAACCUGUAAAUGCAUCUCUUCUGGAUUGUUAUAAUCACAGCUUUUUAGUGUCUGUGAAGAGGUAGAGAGCUGGGAAGACUCUUUGUCGAGACUUAUGGUAUUUUUUGUGUUAAUAAUUCAUUUAUUUAAUCUUUUCUUAUAACAGUUCAA
Molecule: messenger RNA, 2627 nt
Organism: Cucurbita pepo subsp. pepo (vegetable marrow)
Lineage: Eukaryota; Viridiplantae; Streptophyta; Magnoliopsida; Cucurbitales; Cucurbitaceae
Product: protein ACCUMULATION AND REPLICATION OF CHLOROPLASTS 6, chloroplastic
Biological process (GO): chloroplast fission
Cellular component (GO): chloroplast inner membrane
Source: RefSeq, a predicted model, not a curated record